AUGUCUCCAUCUCGGACACUUCCAACCCUCCUGCAAGCCGAGGUCGCUGCUCAUAAUUCCUCGCAGAGCUGCUAUGUUACAAUCGGUACUAAAGUCUACGAUAUCACAGACUUCCUCGAGAGCCACCCAGGUGGCGGGGACCUUAUCCUAGAAUAUGGAGGCAAGGAUGUUACUGAAAUAUUGAAGGAUGAAGUUUCGCACACGCAUUCCGAAGCAGCGUACGAAAUCUUGGACGAGUCAUUCAUUGGUUUUGUUGCCACUCAAAAAGUCAUGGAAACUAUCGUCAAGAGCACACAUCCCGACGAAAUUGUACCUCUUCCACCCACACAAGAAGGUUUGAAAGAGCUGCAGGCUGCUGGUGCAGCCGAAGGUGUAUAUGCAGCGACCGGGAUGGCAUCUGAAGAAGACUUGAGCAAGGAGACUGAUCUGGUCAAUGAUUACAAGACGCAUAAGUUCCUCGACCUCAAUAAGCCCCUUCUAAUGCAAAUUCUGUUUGGCGGAUUCAGCAAGGAUUUCUAUCUCGAGCAAGUUCACCGCCCACGGCAUUACAAAGGAGGAGAGUCUGCGCCACUGUUUGGCAACUUCCUAGAGCCUCUUUCCAAGACGCCUUGGUGGGUUAUCCCGGUUGUAUGGCUCCCACCUGUUACAUACGGAACAUACCUAUCAACCUUUGGCGUAUCAAGCAACUUCGAGGCAGCAGCUUAUUGGUUCCUGGGAAUCUUCUUGUGGACCUUAGUGGAAUACAUACUGCAUCGAUUUCUUUUCCAUCUCGACAAAUUCCUGCCCGACCAUCCAAUUGCUCUCACGCUUCACUUCCUACUUCAUGGCAUUCAUCAUUAUCUGCCAAUGGACAAACUCAGAUUGGUUAUGCCGCCGACCCUCUUCGUCGCCCUAGCGACCCCUUUCUGGAAGCUCGCACAUUUUGUGUUCUACUGGAACUGGUCAGUGGCUACUGCUGUGUUCUGCGGAGGUAUAUUUGGGUACAUCUGCUACGACUUGACGCAUUACUUCUUGCACCACAAGACUCUGCCUGCAUACUGGAGAGAGCUCAAGAAGUACCAUCUGCAGCACCAUUUCAUGGACUAUGAAAAUGGUUUCGGUGUUACCAGCAGAUUCUGGGACCAGAUCUUCGGCACUCAAUUGGCACCACCCCCACUCAAGCAGAAGUAAAGCUUUGGGGCCACUUUGUACAUAUCAGUGUAUAGUUGUGCUUACCAAGAGCGAUGAUGUUACGAUGUAGAAAAGAUUGAUGUGCAUUAUUCGGCGUUGGUGGGUCAAGGUCUGGCCUUGGAAAGAAGACGAACAGAUCACAUUCGUUCAUACUGGCUUAUCGGUAGCCUUUUAAUACCUAAUUAUAUUCAAUUCCACAAGAACUUCACCAGUAAACCCUUGACUGUUCCUCUCCAUGUUGAUAUCGGUAAGCUAACCUUGUCGUGCCUACCUUUGCCACUACCUAGGCAUACACUAGCGUAAUCACGUGAAUAUAAAAGAUC
This is a messenger RNA of Mollisia scopiformis, 1493 nucleotides long. Its product is annotated as fatty acid hydroxylase. Gene Ontology annotation, biological process: fatty acid metabolic process; lipid biosynthetic process. Lineage: Eukaryota; Fungi; Ascomycota; Leotiomycetes; Helotiales; Mollisiaceae. Gene Ontology annotation, cellular component: endoplasmic reticulum; membrane. The transcript has 2 exons. The record is from RefSeq and is a predicted model, not a curated record. The coding region runs from base 1 to 1170 and encodes 389 amino acids. Gene Ontology annotation, molecular function: fatty acid 2-hydroxylase activity; iron ion binding; heme binding.